Zophobas morio is the source of this 7167-nucleotide messenger RNA. RefSeq names its product WD repeat-containing protein 81 (gene Wdr81). The transcript is spliced from 8 exons. Lineage: Eukaryota; Metazoa; Arthropoda; Insecta; Coleoptera; Tenebrionidae. The record is from RefSeq and is a predicted model, not a curated record. The coding region runs from base 175 to 6108 and encodes 1977 amino acids. Gene Ontology annotation, molecular function: phosphatidylinositol 3-kinase regulator activity; protein binding. Gene Ontology annotation, biological process: aggrephagy. Gene Ontology annotation, cellular component: mitochondrion.
CACUUUGAUGAUUCAUAAUUUGAGGUUAUGUUAUAUAAAUUUAUAACUUUGUUUUGUACACAAAAAUGAUCUCAACUUUCUAAACCGCAACAUAAAUACAAAAAAUGCAUUCCGACAUCUCAUUCUCAUUCUUUAAGUGUAGAAAAUUCGAACGUCUCUGACAAUCCACGAAAAAUGGAAAACAUCUUUGAGGAGCUGGGUGUACCAAAAAAAUACCUCAAACACACGAACAAAGAGGGCUGCUUCGUGGCACUAGUGCAUAAAUUAUGGCUCAAGUCGCUGGUGAAAUACUCGAAACUGACCGAAUUCACGGAAAGGGGGCGUUUCGAAUCCUGGCCAGUAAACGACGACGAAUUGGGCUCGUCGUGGACGAAAAUAUUCGUUUCGGUUUUUAAGAAGCGCGACGUAAACGUGAUUCCUCUUCCACGCAUUCGGACUCUAGUCAGAGACGACCCCCCUUUAUUAUUCUGCCAGUUAAUGCAAUACAUUCACCAAACCAACUACAAAAACUUGUGGAAAGAAGCGUACAAGAAGUACAAUUGUAAAACCGAAAUGAACAAAGAGACUCAGAUUAAUCUUGUGGAGUACAAUGAUGUUUUAAGGGAGAUAAUCACGAGAAUUUAUGGGUGUCCGAUAAUCAAUGUUUGUGAUUCUCGAACGAGUCCGGAAGCAUCGAAGCCUUUCGACGUUCACUUGAACAUCCUGCCUGCAGGCUGCGCCGUAGAAACCUUAAACGCAAUAUUUGUCCUACAUGUACCGUUUCUGGAACAUAACCUCAAAGACUGCGUGACUUUCAGUCCGGCAAUUCUGAAUAAGUGUUACGCCAAAUCGUUGUUUAUAAUCUACCAGUUGUUACAAACGUUGAAGUCAAUGCAUGAUCGCAGCCUCACACUGGGUGAUAUUUCUCUGAGUGAUAUUUACCUGACUGAAGAUAUGUGGAUUUAUAUAAUCCCGAGCAUCCAGUCGAACAUUUACGUCCAAGAAAUCGCUAAAACUGAUGCGAAAAGACACAUUCCUGACUGCCGCAAGAACGGCCACAAAUUUGACUUAAACCUAAAGUGUGAAAGCUGUGGUAUGAAAACUUAUGAUAAAGUCCAAGUUUCGAACGAAAGUUUGCAGGAGCUGUGCCAAUUGUGGGUGGAAGGGCAGAUUUCGAACUUUACGUAUAUUUCGGCGUUAAAUAAGCUCUCGGGGCGCAAACUCGGCGACCCAAAUUGCCACCACGUGUUUCCGUGGGUCACGGAUUUUGCGUCACGGUGUGGGAAGAACUGGCGCGAUUUGAAAAAAUCGAAGUACCGGAUUAAUAAGGGGGACAGGCAGCUGGAUCUCACGUACGACAACCCCCAGUCUCAAGUGGCUCAUCAUGUGUCGGAUGUGCUAUCUUCGAUUACGUACUAUGUGUACAUGGCGAGGAGAACCCCGAAGUCGGUUCUUUGCAAGAACGUGAGGACCGUGUGGGUUCCUGCGGAGUACCCGAGUUCGAUCCAGAGGAUGCAGGAGUGGACUCCAGAUGAGUGCAUCCCGGAGUUUUUUACAGAUGCGGGGGUUUUUCGGAGCAUCCAUGACGAUUUGGAGGAUUUGGAGGUUCCGGGGUGGUGUUCGGGCCCGGAGGAUUUUAUUGAAAAGCAUAGGGAGGCGCUGGAGAGCGUGCACGUGUCGGAGAGGUUGCAUCAUUGGAUUGACCUAACCUUCGGCUACAAACUCGCCGGAAACGCGGCCAUCAAAUCCAAAAACGUCUGCCUUCACCUCGUAGACGACCACAACAAACUAAUGAAAUCCGGCAUCGUCCAACUCUUCACCUACCCCCACCCUCCUCGCGCCGCCGCCUCUCUUUUCUGGAACAAAACCCCUCCCAAAAUCUACAUAACCAAACCCACUAAACAAAAACGCGACCGCAGCAACUCCCCAGGGAUGGCCCUCGAAGCCAAAACCGACGACGAAGAGAUCGAAGACGUUCCAAACUCCAACCGGUCACCCUUGGGUCUUUCGCGCCUUCUUUCCAGAAGUCGCUCCUCUCUGAACGAAGAACCCAAUCAAAAACCCACCAAAAACCCAGCCAACCAAAGAAGUUCAAGCCUAGGACCCAAAAACCCCACUUUCACGUCGCACAUUAACGCUAAAUCUAGAGCCGGUUUAGUAGUACCUAGUUCGAGUAUGAGCACCGGAAUUAUAUACUUGCCGAAAGAGUACAAACCCGAGCAGAAUCUAGAGAAUUUGGAAAAAAGACACUCCUUCUUUUCAAAGACGUUUCACGUAGAGGAAAAACGGGCGAAGUGUGUGGAAGCCGAAGGAAGAAGCGCCGCUGAAGAAAUCGACGAGUACGUGGUACAAAACGCGUUUACGAAUCUCAUCUUCAGCGAAAACUUUGAAGAGAAGGUGCGGUUUAAUCGGAUCAAGUCGUUGACGUACCCUUUGGACAGUCAGAAUUUCCGGAGCAAGCCUGUUCAGAGGAACGAGAAUCAAAUUGUUUGUAACUAUUCGGAUAUUAUUUCGGCGAGACGCAUCAGGGAGCUGCAGAUUUUGGGGUGUUUGAUUGUGGAGAUCUUCAUGGCGAAGCAACUGCGAGCUUUGGGUGCCAACGAUUCGAAUUUGUCGUUCAAUGAGCGUUUGAGGGCGUGCUUGACCGUCGUGAGGAGUUGCAAAUUUGAUCUUCCAUCGUGUAUUUCGUACAUCGUGCACUUGUUACUCCAACCGGAUACCAUGAAUUUCAAGGAAUUUAAAUAUCCGUCCGUUACUGAUCUCGGGUUGCCACCACCAAGCGCCCAUUUGCUUUUGGAGCCUCUUCUUCACUGCGUUAUCCCGUUUCCGAGGCUUUUUCCUAAUCUUUAUCACGUUAUUUCGAGUUUGAAAGAGUUCAAAAAUGUCGCUGUGGAACUCGGGGUUUUGUACCAUUUCGACUGCAAUGGUGAGAUGUGUGCGGAAUAUGAAAGUCUAGAAAGGACGAAAAUUCUUUUCGCCCAGAACAUCGGAGAAUGUAAAGUAAAAACGUGUGCUAAACACUUGGAGGUGUUAUUGGAGGAGCUAUACACAACUACGGAUACAGAAAUCGUGAACAUCCUCCUCCCACACAUUAGGGAGUUGAUCGAAGACCCUCCGACUUCCGUUCUGGCAGCUUGGUACUUAUUCGAUCCAUUCUCCCGAGUUCUAGGACCCCAAAGAACCUCAGAAACCCUCCUGGAUUCCAUUUUGAAACUCUACGAAAACGAACCGAACGAAAGUACUCUACCCUACUACGGCAAAAUCGCCAAGUUGUAUCAUCACAGUUUCCUCUUGCGACUGAUGGUGAGGUUAGGUUUGAAAUGCUUCCUCGACAACUUCACAGCACCUUUGGUCGAAGCCGUCGGUCGAUACAAAGAUUACGAAAAAGUCGAUUUCAUCCUCCACACGCAUUCAGAGAAGUUCGUUAAAAAAACAUCCCAUCUGAAGACCAUGGACAACGAACACGUCGACGCUUCCGCAAGCGACGACUCAAGCGUUUCCUCCGAGAAGCGCCCAACACCCAAACAAGAAUCCAAGCAGGUUUCCGAACCCGAAGUUUUCGAGUUCGAAGACGACAAACAAAACGAAGAACAACUCAAGUCGUUGAUGGAACACUUGGAGUUGAAUGUGGCUUCAGACUUACCCUUCAACCAUUCAACGGCGGAGGAAGCCCUCGAUGCCACGAUUACGGAAAAUCUAGAUCAGUUGCGAAGCCUGGAGGAGUUGAAUAUGAAUUUGAGCGAAGAUGACGACGGUAAGGGGGCUUGCUCCCCCACGAUUCCUAUUCCGAGCGGGAAAGACUUCACCAACAUCAGUUGCGAGAUCGGUAGCAAGAAAAGCGACUCGAUUCACUUCGAGUUGGUGUUGGAUUCACCCAGUUCUGCCAACUCGGAGGCCAAAAAAGGUCCCGCAGUGCCAAAAAGCAGGAAACAAGAUGCCAAAAUAUCCGAUAUGAGUUCUGAUAGUUUGAUUUGGUUGUCUCAUCGAUUGGGACCGGUGUUGACGGCGAGGUAUUUGUCGCGAAAUUUAUUGAAGAUGUUGACUUUGUGUUACGUGGGGCGGGAAAAUCUGACGGCGGUACCUAAGGAUGAAGGGGUAAAGGAGGUCGAAUCGAUUUCGGUUGUUUCGAGCUAUGUGCAGGGAGAUCAUAAUGCGUCGAAGGUUCUGGAGUGUUUGACGAGUAUAGCAGGUUUGUACGGCGAGCAGUUGAUUUUGUUUCAAUAUAUACCUCACAUGAGCGAACUGAUUGCGUUGUGUAAACGAAGAUUAACACCCAACUUGGAAGGAGGACUGAUUUCAUGUUUGGCACUUUUGCAGCAUGUUAUACCGUAUUUGUCCGAUUCGACGCUGAUGGACCAGUUACAAGACGUCAUUCUAAAAAACAUAAUCCACCCAAUCGUCCGCCUCCUCUCGUCCCCUAAAUACACCUUCCCCAGCGGCUACACCGCCCGCAACGUUCUAGCUCGCAAAUACGUCGACACCUUAUACGUCCUCUCCAUCCGCAUGGGCUCCGACAUGACCCGAACCCACCUAGCCGUGCCAGCCCUCCAGAGAUUCUUCCUCAUCUUCGACAAAAUCUACGCCAACGAGGAAUCCCCAUACCCCGACGACCCCUCCCAAAAAAACCACAAACCCGAAGAAUCGCACUACUUGGAAGUGUGCAGAGACGGCUCAGUCAACGAGUGGGCCAUCGGAGGAACCCCCAUCCAAAUCUCCAACGUGCGACUCAGAAACGAAAUAGCGGACUCGCCGUCGUUGCCGCACGACGACAUAUCCGAGCAGAGCUUGGAGGAGUUGAAGGGAGUUUUCACCCCGGAGUUGGCUUACAGCGCGUAUUUACCCUUCCUGAAGCACGUCGGCGCGAGUUCGCUGGAAAUAUCGUUGAAGAACCACGCUUUGAUUAAGGACUUGUGUCAGGAGUAUGAGCAAGAGGUGAAGUUGAGUUACCCGAGUCAGAAGUUGCAAGCGUCUGAGUUCAGUCAGAAUACGAUCACUGCGUCGAGUAGUAUAGGGAGUAAUAUAGCUUUGAUUGGGAAUAGGAUUGACGUGCAGAGUGGUGACGUGGAGAAUAUCAACACCGAUGUGCUGAGUUUGGUGAGUAAUCGGCUCGAGAAUAAUAGUAGACACUUGAGGGGGAACUGGUUGGCGUAUUGGGAGCACGAAAUCGGGCGCUCGGAUAAAGACACGAUGUUUAACUUCAAACAGAUCAAGUUGCAGAGUUUCGCAGGUCACACCCACAGUGUUAAGUGUCUCUAUGUCCUAGACAACGAGAAUAGUUUUAUUUCUGGGAGUAGAGACAAGACGGUGAAGUUGUGGUCGUUGCGGAGCCAGGGUGACGGCUCGAGUGUCUCCACCUGUCAAUGGACUUACACAGCUCAUAAGAAAUCCGUUCUGUCGAUUACGUUCAUUGAAAGUAUGAGACUUGUGGCGUCUUGUGACAGUGUGGUGCACAUUUGGGAUCCAUUUAUGGGUGUCAAUGUUGGUCAUUUGGAGUCACCGAAGUUUCCACCGGUUAAUGUUUUGAAGAGCUUGCCAGCGCCAUCUAGUUUGGUGAUUGCGGCCACGACUGACGGGACUGUGAAGGUCAUCGAUACGAGGAUGUGCAGCUACAUACAGGAGUUGAAGGUGAGCCUCAACCCCGCCGGCCUAAUCCGCUGCCUGGCUGUCGCCCCCUCGGGCGCCUGGAUCGCCACCGGCCAGUCCUCCGGCACCAUCACGGUCCUGGACAGCCGCACCGGCCUAGUCAUCUCCACCUGGAAGGCCCACGAAAGCGAAGUCCUGCAGCUCGUCGCCGCCGACAACCACACCAUCAUCUCGUCCAGCCUCGACCAGACCAUCGGCGUCUGGAACGCCGGCGACGGAAAGUUCAGGUUCCACCUCAGGCUGUCUUUCGCCAGAGGUGCCACGGAACCGGUGCACUGCCUGAACGUCUACAAUAACGAACUGAUCUCGGGGACGACCGCCAACAGGAUAGGCGUCCACACGUCGAUCGACCUCGAGGCAUCGUUCUCGAGCACGAAGUUGAGGUCGGACGCCUUCAAGGGCCUGUUGACUUCGAUGGCCCUUUUACCGCUCAAUAGACUAUUGUUGCUGGGGGCGGACACGGGGGUUAUCAAUCUUUUGUGUUGAAAGGGGGGAGAGGGGCCGAUUCUUGCCAAGGAGGAAGGUAGGUUUUGUUAGAUUGUUGUGGCGUUUUUGGUUUUAGGUGGAAUGAGUUUAAAUUGAAGUUGGAAAAAGUGGGUGAGAUAUAUCAAAUUAAAAAAAAAAAAUAAACGACUACGGAUUGAGGUUAGGUUAGAAUUCAACGCUCUCUCUUUGUUUGUAAACAUCUCUGAACUAUUUUUUGUUGAAAAACGGGUGUAAAAUAGUAAAAAUCCCACUCAUUUAAUAGAAAAUUUUCUUUUUUUUUUAAAUUUGAUGUAUCAUUACAGGUUCAAUUAAGGAAGAUCGCGUGUGAUCAGAUUUCUCUUAACAUUCCAGUGCAAUUCCUUGUUUUUUUAAGGUUUUAUUUAUUGUGAUGUUAAUUUUAAUUCUUUGUUAUCAGACAAACGAACUGCGUUUGUAUAUUGAGACUAUUUUCAGGGAUAUGUAUAUUUACGGUUAAACAACUUACAGAAUUUUAUUUUAUACAAAAGUGUAAAUUUACAUACUUUAUAAAAUAGAAAUAAGUAUACACAUACAGAAUUCGUUUAGGUAAAAAAAAUAGUCACUUGUAUGAGUACGUUGGAGAUUUGCUAAGCGGUUACAGACGACCAGACUUUGAGUGAGUUUGAUCGUCUUAGGACUGCUUUAGAUUUUAUUAGUUCACAAACUUCAAACAAAAACUUGACAUAAUUGAAUUAAGUACUAAUCAAUCCAGUGGGAAUUACGUCAAGGCUAGUGUAUUUGAUUUAACAAAGUCUCCAAUAUUUUAGUAAACUUAACGUGGAAAACACUUCUAGCGUGAAUAGGACUCAAGGAAGUCACUGACUACAAAAAAGUCACUAGUCAAUUCCUUUUUUAUAUCAUAGGUGUGUUAUUUACGGCAUUAUCCAUUUCACCAUUUAGUUACAAUAACUGUACUACCAUUAUAUUGAUUUAUAAAUAGUUAUUUAUUUCCUGUUUAGUAUUAUACAGUUCCAAAGAUUUACCAUGAGUGAUGUAAUUCAUUAUGUUAAUUAUUGUGCAAAUAAAAUUUGUAAAAUCAAA